AAUUGAUAAGCUUUACAUAAGAACAUUCAACACCUAAAAACUAUGGGAGGAGAGGAAGACCAACUAACUGGUGACUUGGGAUAUAAUGGAUUUGAGGUGUCACUCAAUUACUUUACAUCACUCCCAGAUGUUGUUCUGAUAGUAAGUUCUGAAUUGACUGUUAUUUUCAAAUCAUUCCUAAAGAAAGAUCCAAAGACCAAAGAAAAAGCAUUAACUGAUUUCAUUACCUAUUUGGAGUCUAGUGAAAAUGAAGCUUCCAUAUCUGACUAUUUAACAAUUUCUGCAUGGAUUCAGACGUAUCCUAAAUUGGCCAUUGAAAACUCAAGGAAUAUCAGAGUAUUGGCUCAUCAGGCGCAAGCAACCUAUUUGAAAAAAGUUGGAGGUAAGACAUUCAGCAAGUAUUUGAAGAGUUGUUUGCCAGUGUGGUUAUUAGGAGUAUUUGAUGCAGAUAAAAGUGUGUCUUCCACAGCAUACACAGGCUUACUUGAAUCAUUCCAAAAUGAUAAAUCAAGAGUGGAUGAGAAAAUUUGGAUCAUAUUUGCAGAUGCAAUUCUCAACUUAAUUGCUACCAUUGUGGUAAUAGAAGGUCCAGAAACCAUGUCUGACAAGAGAUACACAAGUGAAUCUGAAAUAAGUUUAAAGUAUGACAGAGCAUUAAGCAGUAGUUUAAGCAUGUUAAUGAAAUUGAUUUCCCUAAUCAAUGACGACAAGUUAACUAUUGAUUCAAAAGAAGAUUUAAAUAAAAUUGAAAAUAUUUUGAACCUGGAACUAUUAUGGGAUAAGUUAGGUUCUUCUAUCAAAGGGGAUACAAUGAAUCUCCCUCUUUUCAAAUCACUUUUGAUGCUACUUUCAAGAGUUUUUGAUAUGAACAAGACCAAUAAAUUUAUUGCUCAAAUCAAAGAUAUCAAGGGAAUCUACAAAACAAUUUCCAAAAGGUUCUUUAAAAUAAAACUAGUCAAUGAUUCCAAAUCAUCUAGUGGUGCCAUUAUAUAUUCAAAUGUUAUUCUUCAAUUUUGGAGUACUAUUAUUACCUUGACUGAUUUUAGCAUAAAAGCAAGUGAUCAAGGAUUUAAAGUAAAGAAAAAUUUCUGGAAUUUAGGAGGAAGCAAAGCCGUUGGUAGAUUCUACGAAUACUUAAGAAUUGGAAGUUGUAAUCUGGACCCUAUCUAUUACCAACUUAUUUGCAAACUCUUUGAUGUUUUUCAGGUAUUAUAUGAAAAAGAAGAGGAGGCUGCUGUUGUUGACUUUGUUAGUGAAGAUGAAUUCGAAUAUAUCACUGGCUUAUUUUUAAAGCAGUUUACAUCAAACCAACCUAGGUUUAAAGCAUCAGCUUUA
This is a messenger RNA of Spathaspora passalidarum NRRL Y-27907, 1335 nucleotides long. RefSeq lists its product as uncharacterized. The transcript has a single exon. Lineage: Eukaryota; Fungi; Ascomycota; Pichiomycetes; Serinales; Debaryomycetaceae. Gene Ontology annotation, molecular function: ribosomal large subunit binding; ubiquitin protein ligase activity. Gene Ontology annotation, cellular component: RQC complex; cytosol. Gene Ontology annotation, biological process: rescue of stalled cytosolic ribosome; ribosome-associated ubiquitin-dependent protein catabolic process. The annotation marks the transcript as partial. The record is from RefSeq and is a predicted model, not a curated record.